Messenger RNA from Pyrus x bretschneideri (Chinese white pear), 1381 nucleotides. RefSeq names its product CAX-interacting protein 4-like. Gene Ontology annotation, molecular function: nucleic acid binding; zinc ion binding. The coding region runs from base 173 to 1138 and encodes 321 amino acids. Lineage: Eukaryota; Viridiplantae; Streptophyta; Magnoliopsida; Rosales; Rosaceae. The record is from RefSeq and is a predicted model, not a curated record. The transcript has 2 exons.
AGACGACUGGCAAAUUGAUGUCGGCCAAUAAAAUGGAAAUAAAAAGGAUAUAUAUUUGAUAUAUUCGGGCGCUUCAACCUUCCCGAUCACGAUAUCCGUUUGCUCUUCGACAAGUUUCGUUUCGUUUCGCCUCGCCUCUCCGAUUCAAAAGGUUUGAUCUUCGAAUUUCAAGAUGCCUGCCACAGCGGGAAGGGUUCGCAUGCCCGCGAACAAUCGGGUACACAGUAGUGCCGCCCUUCAAACCCACGGUAUAUGGCAGAGUGCAAUUGGGUAUGACCCCUAUGCACCCAAUAAAGAUGACACCAAGAGCUCUGCGCAGCCCGAUGUGUCGAACGCUGAUCCGGAUGGUGAGAAUGCAUAUGCGAGUUUCCAGGGCCUCCUUGCGCUUGCCCGUAUAACUGGGUCCAGCGCCGAUGAGACUCGUGGGUCGUGCAGCAGGUGCGGCCGUGUUGGACACCUCAAGUUUCAGUGCAGGAACUUUCUGAGUGUUAAGGAAGAUAAAGAGAGAGAGCCGGAAGGGAUUCAGGGUGAUGUUGCAUCAGAGUUGGCUAGGUUGAAGGGGAAGAUCGGUAGGACGAGUGGGAAAAAUGUGGAUGAGAGUGAGGAGAGUGAGGAUGAGGAUGAAGACAGUGAGAGCGAGGAUUCGGAUUAUGAUUCAGAGAUCGAGAAGAUCAUUGCUCAAAAAAAUGGGAUAAAGGUUAGUAAAAAGAAGUCGAAAAAGAAGAAUGAUGACACAGACGAUGAUGAGUCAGAUUCAGAUUCUGGGAAGAGGAAGAAGAGAGGAAGGUCGAAAAAGAGGAGGAGCAGCAAGAGGAAAUAUGAUGAUGAUUCAGAUGAGUCAGAUGAAGGUAGGAAGAGAAAAAGGAAGGAGAAGCGGAGGAAGAGGGAUGAGUCCUCAGAUGAGGAUGGCGAGCGUCGGCAGCGGCAUAGGAAAAGUAGGAAGGAGAAGAGGAGGAGGAGAAGUCAUCGGCAUUCAGAUGAUUCUGAAUCUGAUUCGUCUGAUGAUUCUCGUAGACACCAUCGGAGGAGCAGGAAGGCAGCAACACCAUCUGAUUCUGACGAUGAUUCACGGGUAGGUAGGGGCAGGAAGCGAUCUGAGAAGAAGAGCUUGAAACGCCGUCACAGGGAUGAUGAGUAAAUCUUCCUACGAAUGGAGUGUACACCAGCAAGUCACUGACUAUCUUAUGUAGUUUGCAACAAUAUGCUUUUGCAACCUUUGUAUUGCUUCUGUUAAUUUGCUUGGACAAGCUUCCGUUGCGUUUGGAUCUUUUGCUUUGUGAGAUGAAACUACUAGGCCGCUGAUUCAGAAGUUUGAAUUUCUGGUAAUGUGUAUUUAAUCUUGUGUCUUUUUCUGUUAAGAAUUUACAUUUCAUACCGUCAA